Messenger RNA from Blumeria graminis f. sp. triticale, 1422 nucleotides. Lineage: Eukaryota; Fungi; Ascomycota; Leotiomycetes; Helotiales; Erysiphaceae. The record is from the annotation of a GenBank genome assembly.
AUGCUUGAUAUCUUUGAUUUUAUUGUUGAGAAAGGAGGUGAUCCUCAAAAGAUUAAGGAUUCGCAGCGAAAGAGAUUCGCUCCUGAAGAAGCGGUUGAUGAGGUUAUAGCUCUCUAUGAAGACCACCGUACAACCCAGUAUGCGGCUACUCAGAUCAAUACCAAGAUCAACGAGAUUCAAAAGCAGAUAGGCGUCAAACGUAAAGCGAGAGAAAAUGCGGAUGAGCUAAUGAAGCAGAAGUUAAAGCUUGAAACAGAUAAGAAAGAAGCUCUAGAGAAUGCUGCAGGGAAAGAACUCAUUCUAAAGAAAAAAAUAAGUACAAUCGGAAACUUGGUGCAUAAUAGCGUACCUGUUAAUAAUGAUGAAGACUUCAAUAUAAUACAAAAGAUCUGGGCCCCCGAAGGAAUAGAUGCUGUGAAGCGCGACGUGCUAUCUCAUCACGAGGUCCUUACAAGACUGGAUGGAUACGACCCAGAGCGAGGAGUUAAAGUUGUCGGUCAUCGAGGCUAUUUCCUUAAAAAAUGGGGGGUCUUUUUAAAUCAAGCACUCAUCAAUUACAGUCUUGAAUUUCUAGACUCCAAGGACUAUAUUCCCCUCCAGACACCACAAUUCAUGUCCAAAGAUUAUAUGGCUAAAACAGCUCAGCUAGAGCAGUUUGAUGAGGAGCUAUAUAAGGUAUCCGAUGGAGACCCAAAAAACGAUAAAUAUCUUAUUGCUACUAGCGAGCAGCCAAUAUCAGCCUUUCAUGCCGAUGAGUGGCUUGUUGGGAAAGAUCUACCCAUCAGAUACGCCGGGUUUAGUUCCUGCUACCGAAGAGAAGCUGGCUCACAUGGCCGAGACGCAUGGGGAAUUUUUCGAGUGCAUCAGUUCGAAAAAAUUGAACAAUUCGUUCUCACAGAUCCAGAAAAGUCCUGGGAUACAUUUGAUGACAUGAUUUCGAUCUCAGAAGAGUUCUAUCAGAGCCUUGGUGUUCCAUAUCGAGUUGUCUCAAUCGUCUCUGGGGCUCUUAACAAUGCAGCAGCAAAGAAAUACGAUCUAGAGGCAUGGUUUCCAUUUCAGGGAGAAUAUAAAGAACUGGUUUCCUGCUCUAACUGCACUGAUUAUCAAUCUCGUGCCUUGGAGAUUCGAUUUGGUACAAAGUUACAGUCUGAGAUUAGAAAAAAGUAUGUCCACGCCUUAAACUCAACUUUAUGUGCAACUGAAAGGGCAAUGUGUUGCUUACUCGAGAAUUUUCAAACUGAAGAGGGCUUCAAUGUUCCAGAACCUCUACGAAAGUAUUUACCGGGUGCUGUUGAUUUUAUUCCAUUUACAAAAGAUUUACCCAAAGAUUCAACAUCCCAAAAGGUAAAAGUAAAGACUGAAAAGUCUUGUAAUUCUAGCACUUCACCGAACACCCCUGAAACUGCUCCGCCUGCUAAAUAG